GAAAAAUUUCUAGAAGAACUUUUCAGCAGAAAAAAAAAUGAAUCGAACAAAAAUCAGAAAUGUUCGAUUUUUUGUUUUUUCGAGAAUAUUCGUCAUUCCAUAUGGAAAAAUUUCAAUUUCAAAUUCAAAUAUAACUUUUAAAUUAAUAAAAAAAAUAUGCUUGAACUAUAAACUAUUCGAAACUCCCUACACAAUUUUUCCAAAAUUAAAGUGUUACAUCAAAAAAAAAGUCGCGACAAUUUCAAGUGCUUAGUAUCAAUUUACAUGGGUUUGUCGAGCAAGGUGUGACCGGAAAAAAAGCGUCAUAAAACCCAUUCGCUUCCUGAUUUUUUCCCAUCGCUUCAAAUUUCUUUUGUUUUUGCUGCUCUAUUGCUCUUUUGCAUAGCGGGGCUCUUCAAGCAUGCUCACCAUUCAAACAGAAACUUGGAAUCCGAUGAUUCUUUUACAAUCGAGAUCAUAUUGUAUUUGCACAGCGCCCUUCCUAACCAUAUUAGAGGCUACCCGUGUUUGUUGUGCAUGCUCAACCGGGUGCCCGAGAGAAGGACGCCUGUUCUCAUUGCCUGUUUGUUUUUACUUGAAUCGUUCUCUACUGAAUAAGUAGAAGAAUGGAGGGGAAAAUGAGGUAUUCAAUUACCAUACUUCCAUCGAAUAAGGAGAGCUCUGCCCACUUUUGCAUGUGCCGCCUGUUUUCCGUCAAAUUCUUUAGUGAUCGGUUAAGCCCCCCUCAUUGCGUAAUUCAAUUGACAGUGCUAUUGUGCAAUGAUCUCAUUCAGAGCAACUACGCUUCAUCUAUUGACGACCCUUUACCUUGUUGACUGUGCUCCCAUUCUGCCAAAUGUUCAAACGGGAUAUGUACCAAUAUUUGGCAAUCGAGUAACCCUUGAACCAAUAACCUUCACUUUUACCACACCACCUCCAAAAACCAAAAGUCAAUGGAAAAGCUUCCCCACUUUGAGACCAUUCCCAUCCUCAGCAGAGUUUUUGAACUCUCUCCCAGGACCUGAAAUUCAAAAUAAUGUACCUCACAGUAAUCAUAUUAAAGAAUGGAAAUAUGAAGUUCAAAUGCCAACCCAUGCUCGUCCUUUUGCAGCAACAACUCCAGAAUACAGCCAAGCAUUGAUUUAUAAAGCAAUGCAAAAUUCUUUGAAGCAAGACGUUUACUCAACUUAUCGAACAAUGUGGAAGCAAAUGAUGGACACCUGGUUGAGGCUUCGAAGUCAUCUUCUUUCCGAUGGCGUUGAGCAGGAUUGGCACAUGUUCUGGAGAAAGUUCACGGGUACUGUAGAGCCGUAUAUGACAACUAUUAGCACUCAAAUUGGCAAAUUUCUUAACGUUUUUCUUCGGCAUCAACACGAAAAAGAAGUAGAAGAAUCCACUUCAUGGGGAGGAUAAAUAGAAUUACACGUGAUUCAUUCUCUUUUAUCAAAAUUGCUGACGUGUAUUUAUUCAUGAUUUGGAAUAAACUAUUUAUUACUAUU
Molecule: messenger RNA, 1478 nt
Organism: Caenorhabditis elegans
Lineage: Eukaryota; Metazoa; Nematoda; Chromadorea; Rhabditida; Rhabditidae
Gene: C47E8.9
Exons: 6
Coding region: 760-1392 (210 amino acids)
Source: RefSeq, marked reviewed